AUGGCCAACCCCGGCGCACCCGCUCCUGCGCCUCAUAUGAUCUCGCGCCCAAAGAGAGCCCCCACCGGAGAUGAAGAGGCUACGGCAAUUUUGCGUCUGGGAGAGUUCCAGCAGGUACCUGCUCUGAACUUGUCCGAAGCGCGCACCAUCAUCAACGCUGUCACGACACGUCGGCGCAACAUCAAGCAGAAGGUCUCUGAGUCCGAGACUCUUCUCAAGACCCAGGAAUACCUCGAGUUGUUUGCACGCUUCAAGCAGCAGGAACACGUCACUGCUGUUGAGCAAUUGCUCACGACUCGCACCGAGCUCGAGCGCUUUGAGCGCAGCCAGCUCGCAAAGACGCUCGUGCCCUCGCUCGAAGGCAAGAUUUCUGACGAGGACCUCCAAGAGCUGCUCGACGAAAUGAUGAAGCUGAGAAAUUUUGUGCAAUGA
Messenger RNA from Aureobasidium musti, 432 nucleotides. Lineage: Eukaryota; Fungi; Ascomycota; Dothideomycetes; Dothideales; Saccotheciaceae. The record is from the annotation of a GenBank genome assembly.